AUGGCCAUGAUGGGGCCACUUGUCCAAGCUAUAACAGGAGGCUAUUUCGACCUGAUCAGCUUUGACCCCAGGAGUGCUGGGAAGACGAUCGCGAUGUCAUGCUAUCGGAAUUCGGCGGAAAGGGUGAAUGCUACCUUGAUGAAUCCGAACUUCAACGGCCAUGAGUCCGAUACCAUGCUCGGGAGGCUCUGGGCGAGUACCGAAAACCUCGACGCUGCCUGCUACGAAAACAACAAGGAAAUCGGAGAUCUUGUUGGCAUGUCUUUCACAGCAAGGGACUACAUUCGCAUUGCGGAAACGCUUAAUGAGGAUGGGCUUCUCCGGUACUUUGGCUUUUCAGGUGGCACUGUGUUGGGAGCAACCAUAGCUGCCAUGUUCCCCGAUAAAAUCGAGCGUAUGAUCCUGGACGGAGUUUGGAACAUCCACGAGUACUGGCAUUAUCAAACUGCAGACGAUCUCGAAAAAGCCACUUACGAACUCAUCGAAAAAGUCAAAUACCGGCCGCUCCCGUAUCAAGGAAAGCUUAUCGACUACACCUUUGUCAGGAACGUUAUAUUCCUAGGCAUCACCUCUGUAGCUCAGUGGCCGGCAGUGGCCACCUUCCUCGACGCUCUAUUCACAGGGAACAUGGCUGAGCUUGAUGCGCCACUUCAGACUCUAAGCGCCACGGAAGACCCAGUAUUCACAGAGAACCGAUUCGGGAUCCAGUGCGGAGAUAAGCCAUGGCGCACGUCACACUUGGAAGACGUGCUUCCAAUAAUAGACCAAGUUUCCAGUCUUAGCAAGUUAGCAGGCGACAGGAUAUCCUACGACAUCGAAGCGUGCGUGCAAUGGAAAAUGAAUGCCAAAGAGCGCUAUCUGGGAGACUACAGAGUGAGCACGAGGCAUCCGAUUUUGAUUAUCGGAAACACAUUCGACCCAGUCACGCCGAUUGUCUCCGCGCGCAACGCCAGUGCGAGUCUGGAGGGUAGCGUUGUGCUGGAACAUCAUGGUUUCGGGGUAUGUCUGCUCUUAUCCUCCGGCCUCCCUUUCGAUACUGGUGCUGACGACAGAUGA
This is a messenger RNA of Lasiodiplodia theobromae, 1056 nucleotides long. RefSeq names its product NEDD8 activating enzyme protein. The record is from RefSeq and is a predicted model, not a curated record. The coding region runs from base 1 to 1056 and encodes 351 amino acids. Lineage: Eukaryota; Fungi; Ascomycota; Dothideomycetes; Botryosphaeriales; Botryosphaeriaceae. The transcript is spliced from 5 exons.